Erigeron canadensis is the source of this 955-nucleotide messenger RNA. RefSeq lists its product as uncharacterized. NCBI's taxonomy places the organism in Eukaryota, Viridiplantae, Streptophyta, Magnoliopsida, Asterales, Asteraceae. The transcript has 2 exons. The coding region runs from base 104 to 838 and encodes 244 amino acids. The record is from RefSeq and is a predicted model, not a curated record.
UCUCAACCUCCGUUACGUAUUUUCACUAAUUAAAUGCACUGCUACAUACAUAUAUGUACAGUGAGUCAUUGAUCUAAUAAUAAAUAUAUUGAUCUAAUUAAAAAUGGAGAACAACGAUUUGGAUUUUGUGUUGGUUCCAGCAGGCUUACUUGUGAUGGUUGCGUAUCAUUUUUGGCUCCUUUACCAGAUACGUCACAAUCCUACUCGCACCGUCGUCGGUAUGAAUGCUAUUAAUCGUCGAUUCUGGGUUACCUCUAUGAUGGAGGACACUCAGAAGACUGGAGUUCUAGCAGUACAAACGUUACGAAACAACAUAAUGGCAUCCACGUUGCUGGCCUCUACAGCCAUCAUGCUCAGCUCCCUAAUUGCCGUUCUCAUGACCGGAGGAGCUACCGGGCACAACACCAAUACAACUAGCACGGACCACCACUGGAUCGGUCUAACAUUUGGUGAGGGAACAAAGCUCCGGUUAACAAUCAAGUUCUUUAGCAUUUUGGUCUGUUUCUUGGUCUCUUUCUUGAUGAAUGUCCAGUCAAUUAGGUACUACAGUCAUGCCAGUAUGCUCAUCAAUGUUCCUUACAAAAAGAUCACCAAUUUCACCAGCCAUCGUCUGUCCGCUGAGUAUGUUGCCUCCACAGUGAACUUAGGUAGUUACUUUUGGUCUCUUGGCCUUCGCGCUUUCUAUUUCUCAUUUCCAUUGUUCUUGUGGCUAUUUGGUGCUAUACCCAUGUUUGUUUGCACCAUUUUGUUGGUUUUCAUGUUGUACUUUCUUGAUUUUACGUUCGAUCUUGGCUGGGUAGUUGAUGAUUCGGUUAGUACAGAUGAAGAAACUGGUUAAGAAAACUUCAAAUGCUAGCUAGAGGAUUCAAUCCAAGUUGAAUCUCACAUUAUAUAUGUAGCUUAUGUAAUUUCGUUUUUAAAACCGAUGAAUGAAUAACACUUCACUUUUAUCUCA